GGACACUGCAAGUCUCGAAGGGAAUGGGAUGGGAAGGGGAUGGGAAACGAAACGGCGGCCACUGUGUCCACUUUUCCCCUUCAUUAUCAGGAGCCCGUCGUUCUUAGCUGUAAGCAUGACUUCUGAGCUGACCACCAAAAAAGACCAUUCCUCCACGGGGCUAGAGCACCAAGGGGACCCAUUGUUUCGUAAGUUCUAUACGACUCCAGGGCACGUGUUUUUUUUAUUGAUUUCGCAUCGAUUUUUGAACAGUCCCAACGUUGGCGUGCAUCAUUGUACAAUAUGUUGGUGACAGCCCUCAAUGCAACACAGUUGUACGAACAAAAUAAACUGCCGUUUUAUACAUUUCCUGUGCAUCGACAAAUGGACAAAGGCUACCGUUGACAAACCCAUUGCUUUUAUUGACAAGGUGUUCACCAACAAUGCUUCUGUUUGGCCUGAGAGAUUGGCGCUUGUGGCAAUAGACGGAAAAUCUGAUCCUUAACUUUCUGGACUAUUGACAUCUGCAUGGCACCAGCAAAUGUACGAAAACUGGCCCAGGAGGCCUGCGACUCUCAUACUCUGGAAAGACUGAAUUGACAGCUUCUCUUUGUUACCUGGCAACGACUUCCCAAACUGCAUGUGCAAGGCGCGGAGAACGUGCGGCUACUUUUGAGACAGCGGCGUCAUACUCAGCGGCGGAUGGGGGGGUUCAAACAUCCGCUCUGAAGCAAAAAAGGGUUUUUUUAAAUGGGAAAAAUAAUAAAACAUUACAAAAGUGUAUACAGGUAAUUGCAACAGUAUCAUUGUAAACAGUGUAUGUCAUGUUAUGUUUCAUCAUCGUUUCCUCUUGUCUGCAAAAAUGAGACGUUAACACAAAUCUCCGGCCCGACCCCCACUGGAAGAAUUCCUGGAUCCACCCUGCAUAACAAACGGUUUAAUUUAGGGAAUUAAUUUUUGUGUAUGAAAAAGAAAAAAAUCAUGGUUCCUAAGGCACUGCCCUACCAAAACUAGUGCACCAUGACCCAGCUUCACAAAGACCCGUCAAACUAAAGGGCCAAGGGACACCCUCGAAUACAGCUUUUGACUUUAUCAUCAAUGAAAAUUAAUGGGUUUCUUUUGGGAUAUCCUUGGGUGUAGAAACAGCAACAAGCUUGAAAAAAAAACUUUCGAGGCCUCUUCCUAUUUGGAAACUGAAAUGGCAUGAAAUAGCCUACAGGGUUUACCGCAGGAGUUUUCUAGUCAUGAACUUGGCUGUGUUUUUCUGCGCGCGAAGCCUAACUGUCCAGCUCGACUGAUUUUGUGAUAAAUGUGCCAACACAAUGAUUUCAGUUUCGAGGAAUGGAAAAUGGUGGAUUUUAUAAAACGCACGUUAGCACCAUUCCUCGUAUUGCAUCUUCGUGCCUUCGAAUCACAUUGGCGGUUUAGCAAAUACACAUUGGCACUCUAAUUGGAUUGCAUAUUAUGGCCUGAGUGAUACACCACUACAGAUAAGUGUUUGGCUAUUACGGAGAACGUUUGCCGGCAUAUCCGUUUAUCGAUGUAGCGAUGCGCGCCGUCCUGUCCUGAUGAGGAGGCCUGACCGAAAAGGAAUUCCUGACUACAUAUACGAUAUCCGACUCGUAAGCCACGUGUCACUGCUCGUUGCAGCUAAUUAGAACAGACGCUAUUUGAGAAACAAUUAUAAACAGCCGGUUAGUAAGCGAUACUGUUUGCCCUGGAAGAUGUUUUUCUACCGCUGUAGAUUCUCAAGGCUACGAAGGACGGAUUCCAUCCACGAUGUCCCUUAAUUACGAUGCGCUGCAAGCACGCAGUAAAAUGGCCUCAUCAUUCUUGCAUUUCGUCCAGGCUACCACUACCACUGAAAAAUCCUUCUCUAAAUAUUUUUGAGGUUUGGAAUUGUCCUUGAUAUCCAUGACCACAAUAUGGUUAAGUUGGGUGUUUCUUUAUGCAGAAACGCUGUUGCGAGCAAUUUUUUGCCUACACUAGUAAACGGCUACUGAAUGCAGCCCGAAAAGGGCGCAAACUGGAAUCAUGCCACGAACGUUCGAUUCGGAGACAAGCAGACAGCCUUUAGUAAACCGAAAGUGUGUGGCUGUGGAUAAUCUCAAACGAUUGGCUGACUGUCUUUUAAUUGGGGGCUUUGCGUAUUAGUAUUCCAUUCAAUGUGAGCUGAGAGAGGGAGAGAGCGCGCGUUUGCAUCCAUAUAGUCACCGCCUUCCGUGCCAAGACAACAAUCUCGAGUAUGUUUGGCGAGAGCGUCGAAUUUCCGACGAUGCUCGAGGGGCACUCGAAGACGAAGCUGUCCCCCAGCGUGUGCUGGCCCCAUUGAGAACUCCUCCGGAGAACAAAAAUUCAGGUCCCUCCUCGUCCACCAUCCUAUAUGCACUCCCCUGGAGCACUGUGGACUUUUCACCGGAUGGCAGCUCCCCGACUAAUGGAUCCAUACUGUCGAUCAGGGGAUUAGUUACACCGGCAAUCGAUUUUCCUAUAGUCACGGAACAAGACAGGCGGAGAUGGUACAUAAGCCUUGUCGUACUGGUACACAGUCCACAGGAUUUCUUUCGGGAUGGGAGAACUCGCAGGUCGGCUCCAGAGACAAAUUGAAGUUGUGUACAGUGUCUAUUGUCUGUAGACCAAAAUACACACUCUCCAACGAAUUACUUUACAUGCGGAUGGCUCUGGGCAUAAGGGAGACAAGAAUGUUGCCAGUGGUGAGUGAAAAAUAACUAGCAGGCCCUCUGAAGAGUUGAGCACGCGAUACACCUGGGGUAGACAGAAAAGUCUUCAUUGCACCACGGGGAUGUCAUCUGACGUGAUGGAACGCGGCAGUGCUGCCCAUGCGGCCGACAGUCAAGUCACUCGUGGUAACAAAAUAAUCUUCCCUUCGGAAACCACGUUUCAGAGACUUCGGCAAACCCCGGUACUGAAUGCAGGUUAUAAGUAGGCGUCUAUCGUCAUAAUUUACCCGUGCGUUAUUAUCAUUUUUCUGCGUGAUCUGUAACGCCAGUGAACAAGAGUACAUGUACCUGCAUUUUUCUGUAUUCCUUCCCAUCGACGUCAAAUGUCUCCAAUAAAUAGGCCAUGUCAGUAGUGCAGAGGCUAGUUUAUCGCCAGUGUUGGGAUUCCACCAUCCACGGAUGUAAAACCCGGUUAAUCAUCUUCUGUCGCGACAGCCCCCUCUGCAGAAAAUAUCUGCAAGGGCAGAGUCACCUCUGACAGAAUAACAGCUGUGUGUUGGGGGGGUGCGUUCCCCCCGCCUAUUACCUGAACCGCCGCCACAAAGCAAAAGCAGCUGAGAGAGAGGAAAAAAUGCCAAACACGCCACAGCAUGACGGCUGGCUUUUCUGUACUGUCCAAACAGGAACGUCACUUAAGAGCCUAGCCUUCCCAUGAUUUAGGCAUCUGAUGCUCCCUGGUGGAGGAGGAAACCCACAGCAUUGGGUUGCAGGUUUAAUCGAGAGAAUCCACCAGGUGCUGACUGAUAUAUUCUCAGGAUAAUCUCAGUCCUGCCCACGGAGCCAUCGGCCCAAUUAGCAAAAAACCAGUGGCCGAUGAUCUACUCGAGAGAUUGCAGGAUGAAAUAUCCCCGGCCCCAGUACUAGUUUCCUGUUGCCGACCCUCCGAGAUACACUAAUGUAGCCAACUCUGGCUAAAACUAUAUCCAUUUAAUUGGACGAGCGGCAUUCAUGUCGUGCGAGUAAACUCCCGCGGUUGAUCCAGCGACGUUUAUACUUUGAUGACCGGUCGAUGAAUGAGGAAUACACGCUCCAUAGUGAGACGAUGUUCUUCUCUGUCUCUCUCUUGGAUCGCAUCAAUUCCUUCCUCUCAUUUCCUCCCCUCUAAUGACAUCACACCAUCAACGGAGCACUCAUCGCAUUGACUGCUUUUCCAUACGGGACUGGAACAUGCUGUAAGUCCAGCGACAGGAUCCAGCCCAAGCAGUCACACUUGUGUCAGUCAUGGAUCGCCGAACGGGACUAAACGCAGGAUUAAUACUGCCGUUUCUCCCGGAAUGCCCCCACUGAGCGAUAUUGCAGUAUCGUCCGCAACCCGCAAUGACUGGACCGCGGCAGGAGAGCCGCCGCCUAGGCAGGACUCGAUCCGCGCCAUUCUCGCAGAUGUCUGGUCUAGAGAUAGAGAAAGGCCUGAGAUGCUGUAAUGCCAUCAUUAGAAUUGUUCUUGUUUUCCUAUUGGUGCUAGUUCUCACGUGCUGUGGACAGGAUGGCGCGGAUGACGGCCCUCGUCAAAUCUUCCCGUACCCCGGAGAGUACGACUCGGCCACGUAUUGCGAAUAUGUCUUUGAUGCUCAGUAUCUCAUGUACUACGACAAUUACUUCGUCGGCGAUCCUUUUAGCCCAUUCCUGUACUCACCCCAGAUGCAGUGCCUAUUCUUUUUUGAAGCGGGAGAGAACGAGGUUGUGGAAGUGACGUUUGAUCCAGACUUCGAGAUCGAGCUUAGCGAUGAUUGCAAGUACGAUUACUUGGAGAUACGAGACGGGCGGUUUGGCUUCUCGCCGCUGAUCGGCCGGAUAUGUGGGAAUCAGUCCCCGGGCAAAAUCACCUCGAGUGGCCGCUACCUCUGGAUGUUGUUCGAGACAGACGACGAGCUGGAAUAUAGCGGAUUUUACGCAACAUUUAGGUUUAUUCCAGCUCCGACGCGAUCAACUCCAGAACCUCAAGAGUGUUUCUUCCAUCUGUCUGGUUCAUAUGACGGAGAGUUUACCAUCAAAAUGGGCACCGACUUGGUACGAAAGGAAGACGCGCAUGCCCCUAUGGACUGCACAUGGCAGAUCGACAUGCCCGAGGAUAACAAGAUCCUGAUCACGUUCCCGCUCUUUGAGUUGAGCAGUGUCAAUGAUUGCGAGGAAAAUCGCCUCAUAAUUUAUGACAAAUACAGCACGGCCAAGUGGAUGAUGCGUGAAUACUGCAGCACCAAUGCUCCUGCUGCUAUGGCCAUCAGCAAUCGCAUGUUCAUUCGCUUUAUUGCGUCCAAUCGCAGCUCCUACAACCAGGUUGAGAUGAUGUACACUGCAUACACAGACAAACCAUGCCUUGAAGAGGGUAUGAUUGUCUGCGGACCUUAUAUGUGCUUGAACAAGUCGCUGAAGUGCAAUGGAAGACAGAACUGCUGGAAUUAUCCAUUUGAUGAAGAGGGAUGCAAUAAUGACCAAAAGGGUAGCACAAAAACGGUGAACACAGCGCUGGCCGUCACCAUGGGGAUCAUUCUGACUGUCACCCUGAUCGUGGUCGUCGUGACCUGUCGGCAUUCCUGUCUCAGAACGCGCGAGAAGGCCAAGGCCAUGGCUAGCCGACGCAAGAUGCUCAACCAGCAAGUGCAGAUCCUGAUGGACGGCGAGAACGUGGAGAUGAACUCUCUUGGUGAAAGGCAAAGCAGUGCAAACGGCAAGUACCCCGGCUCCAGGACGGGCAGUAUCGCUGAUGGAGUCCCACGCACAACCCGGUUGUCCAGCUCCAGCCACGAAUUCCCCAUGACGGCCUCCCAGCUCAAAGACUAUGAGAGGAUCAUGGAUAGUGAGCUGGGCUUUGAGCCCCGCCAGAAGAGGACUAGUCUAAUGGAACCAGAAUCUCCCUGGGUGCGGGCUAACCAGUACAAUGAGUCCUUUCGCCGGAGCUCAGCCAACCCCCUGCAUCCCGGCAAGGAAGUCAAGGUCCAGUUUUGACCGUGGUUGGAGGCUCACCCCACCAAGGGUGACAAAAUAAACUUGGCUGAGUGAUGCUGAGACUGCACUCCCAGCAAAGACACAGUGAGCUUGUGCAUUUUCAGACAAAAGCGUGAUGUGUGAUUUCUGUGCCAUAAUGCCGGCAAACAAGAGUGUGCCCAUGGUGUGCUGGUGCCCAUGAAACAUCAUUGUUACGUGCUACAGCACCCUCGGAGUUUGUAAACACCACUUUUAUAAAGUCACAAGUAAAGACUUGGGCCACGUUACAUAGCAUGAACGCAGAGUCCUUCGUAGACUUUGUACAUCAGUGUGUAGUAUAUUUUGUUAUGUUGGAACGGUAAUGAUUACUACUACCUACACUGUUGUACAAUCUAUUACUCAAUAUUAAUCUGAAAUGUCUCUUCCCAUGUGGUUUGAUAAAAUAUGACCGGUCACAGUGUGACAGCAUUGAAGACGGCAGGCAAUGACUUUCAUCUGAAGCCAUAAGGUUCUUAACUAGUUAGGGCAAAGAGUAAGAAUGCCAUGAAUGUAGAUAGGUCAACAUGUACUCCAUGCCAAUGAUUUUUACUCUUCAAGACCAUCUGGCUGUUCAAGCAGGGUCAGGUUUUGGCAUAGCCAAGUGGAAUAAACAGGUGCAAUGAGGCAUGAAGACAAACAUUGGUUCCACAAUCAGACACAUUUCAUCAUGCAGCAGAGAAGAGGAUAAGAUAGUGACAUCACUGGAUCCAUAUUAGUUGAGUCACGAAGACCCAGCGAAAUGUGGCAAAUUUACUUGAGGAAACUGGCCGACAUUUACUAUACUAUCCAGGUUUGAUGGCAACAUACGAUUGGCUUUGCUCCAGGGUAAGAUGAGCCUCAACUCCCAGCCCCAGGCAGUGAUACUACUUGGCAGCCCAUGUGGCAAGACUUAAAGGGUGGCUGCAAUUAAUUUUUCUUAGACACAAUUUUUAAGUAGCUUCGUACUCUUCUUCAAUGUAUGAACUCUCUUUUACACUUUCAUUAGAUUAAACGCACUGAAAAGUGCAAUUUUUAAAACACUUCAAAUUAUCCAUGCUUUCCCGGAACAACUGAGGGAGCUGUUGCUGUGUCAUCCAGGGAAGACAUAGUUCAAUGCAUAGGCUUAUCUAUUGAAAUCGUGAACCCAGAAUUUACUUACUGAAAGCACUGGUGCUCACUUAUUGCUAUGCACAUAAAAAACAAUGAAUC
Acanthaster planci (crown-of-thorns starfish) is the source of this 6869-nucleotide messenger RNA. RefSeq names its product neuropilin and tolloid-like protein 2. Lineage: Eukaryota; Metazoa; Echinodermata; Asteroidea; Valvatida; Acanthasteridae. The record is from RefSeq and is a predicted model, not a curated record.